AUGGUGUUAGGUUUGUCUGAUUUAGGACCUCGUUGCUCUGAGAAUCGAGACUUACCGACGCAACGCAGCAACAAUGAUCAAGACAAGACCGGUCACAUUUCGAUGAAGAAGCAUCAGCACCCAAGAACAGAAGAAGAUGGUGGUGAUGAUCAGGACAACACUGAGUUUCCGAGCAAGAAAGCGAAGAAGAGCAGUCCAGAAACAGAAGCUGGUUCUUUUUCAUCACACCGCUCUUGUUUUGUAGCUCUUGUCAAGGCUUCGAAUCUACAAAAUGAUGCUCUGGAUCUUCCAAAAGAUGUCAUAACCUCAGAUGGUCUUAAAAGAAAAUGCAGCAAGAUUGUUAUAAUCGAUGGAGGGGAAAGAUCAUGGGCAUUGGAUCUGAGCUUCAACAAAUCAUCUGCUACUUUCUACAUAAGCCGAGGUUGGAGAAAAAUCUGUGAAGAGAAUGGUAAAAAAGCAGGAGGCUUCUUUAUGUUUAAGCUAGUGGGAAAUGGGGAAACGCCUGUGCUCAGUUUCUGCUCAACAGAAUCUACCAAUGAUGGAACAAGAGGAGACAGCAACAAGAAGAACAACAAAGAAUAUUGUAUAGAGCUUGAGAAAGAGAAGAAUCGUCUAAGCCAGAACCGAUAUGUGACAUUAACACUUACUGAUGGUACUUUCACAUAUGGUAGACUGCAUCUUCCAUCGCCAUUCAUGAGAGAAAAUGGCUUGGACAAACCUGGGGUGAUCACUCUGUUGGGUAAAGAUGGUGCAAAGUGGCUGGUGAAUCGUUUACAGGAACAAGGCACAGGAAGAAUGAGUUUGGGAAAGGGCUGGAAAGAGUUUGCUAUAGCAAAUGGCUUAAAGGCGGGUGGAUCCUUCACGUUGGAGUCAAUCUGGCAAGACACAACUCCUAUGCUCAGUUUGUUCCAUACAGAUUCUAGCAGUGAUAGAAGGGAACAAGGAGAGUAUUGUUCGAAAGCCAGUGAGAAAGAGCCGGUGGUGCGAAACAAGUGUCUUCCAAACGAAAACCGAUUCGUGACAUCGACUCUUACACAUGACAGCCUCAGAUAUAGUAGACUGCGUCUUCCAUUGCUAUUCACGAGAGAAAACGGCUUAGACGAACCUUGGAUGAUAACUCUAUUGGGAAAAUAUGGUGCAGAAUGGGGGGCAAAUCUUCGCUGGCAUAGCAAGGUUGGACCAAUGCAAUUGACAAAAGGCUGGAAUUUUUUUGCUGAAGCAAAUGGCUUAAAGCUUGGUGAAUCCUUCACGUUGGAGCUCAUCUGGAAAGAUGCAACUCCUAUGCUCAAGCUCAGUGAGGAGUCCCCAAGUGAUAGAAAGCAACAAGGGCAACUCUAUUCAGAAACUAGCAAGAAAAGGUCUAUUUCCACAGAACCUAGCAGUGAAACCAUGGCAACAAAAGCCAAGAACAACAUAGAGGAGAGCAGAGAUCCAUCUUCAGCAAUCCACAAUCGAUUUGUGACAUUAACACGCACACAUGAAGAUGUUAAACUUUGUCUUCCAUUGCCAUUCAUGAGAGAAAAUGGCUUGGACAAACCAGGGAUGAUCAUUCUGUUGGGUAAAGAUGGUACAAAGUGGCUGGUGCGUCGUAAACGGGAUUGCACAGGAAGAAUGACUUUGGGAAAGGGAUGGAGAAAGUUUGCUAUAGCAAAUGGCUUAAAGAUUGGUGUAUCCUUUACGUUGGAAUUAAUUUGGCAAGAGACAACUCCUAUGCUCAGCUUGUUCCAUACAGAUUCUAGUAGUGAUAAAAGGCAACAAGGAGAGCAUUGUUCAAAAGCCAGUGAGAAAGAGUCUGUUUCCGCAGAACCAAGCAAUGGAAACAAGACAAGAAAAGCCAAGAGUAAUAGAGACGAGAGAAGUUCAAAAGAGCUGGUGCGAAACAAGUGUCUUCCUUCCAGUAGAGCUUCAUUAUCACCAAAAGAAAACCGAUUCGUGACAGUGACUCUUGCACAUGACAGCUUCAGAAAAAGUAGACUGUGUCUUCCAAUGCCAUUCAUGAGAGAAAAUGGCUUGGACAAACCUCGAUUGAUAACUCUGUUGGGAAAAGAUGGUACAAAAUGGGUGGCAAAUCUUCGCCGGGAAAGCACAGGUGGAAGAAUGAGUUUGGGAAAGGGAUGGAAAACAUUUGCCAAGGCAAAUGGCUUAAAGCUUGGUGAAUCCAUCACGUUGGAGCUUAUCUGGAAAGAUGCAGCUCCUAUGCUCAGUUUGUUCCAUACAGAUUCUAGUAGUAAUAGAAGGGAACAAGGAGAGUAUUGCUCAAAAGCCAGUGAGAGAGAGCCUGUUUACACAGAACCUAACAGUGGAAACAAGACAAUUAAAGCCAAGAGUAAUAGAGAAGAGAGAAGUUCAAAGGAGCUGGUGCGAAACAAGUUUCCUCCUUGCAGGAGAGCUUCAUUGUCACCUAACGAAAGCCGAUUCGCGACAUUGACUCUUACACAUGACAGCCUCACAACGGGAAGACUGGUGAGUUUCAUACAUUCAAGUGUUUCAGCUCUUGUCUUAAAGGUUUUUAGUUUUUAG
This is a messenger RNA of Microthlaspi erraticum, 2520 nucleotides long. Lineage: Eukaryota; Viridiplantae; Streptophyta; Magnoliopsida; Brassicales; Brassicaceae. The record is from the annotation of a GenBank genome assembly.